AUGACAACAAUGGAAGGGGCCAGCGGGUCGAGUUUUGGAAUAGACACGAUUUUGUCCAGUGCCAGUUCGGGCAGCCCCGGCAUGAUGAAUGGAGAAUUCCGCCCGCUCGGCGAGGCCCGGACCGCGGAUUUUAGGAGUCAGGCCACUCCGUCCCCCUGUUCGGAGAUUGAUACCGUAGGAACGGCGCCUUCUUCUCCGAUCUCCGUCACCAUGGAGCCCCCGGAGCCGCAUCUGGUGGCAGAUGGGCCCCAGCAUCACCACCACCUCCACCACAGCCAGCAGCCGCCGCCGCCGGCCGCGGCCGCCACGCAAAGUUUGCAGCCUUCGCCCCAACAGCAGCCGCCGCCGCCGCCGCCCCCGGCCCAGCAGCUGGGCUCGGCCGCCUCGGCCCCCAGGACUUCCACCUCUUCUUUUUUAAUCAAGGACAUUCUGGGCGACAGCAAACCUCUGGCAGCGUGUGCACCCUACAGCACCAGCGUCUCCUCCCCCCACCACACCCCGAAGCAGGAGAGCAACGCAGCCCACGAGAGCUUCCGGCCAAAGCUCGAGCAGGAGGACAGCAAAACCAAACUGGACAAGCGGGAAGAGUCCCAGAGCGACAUCAAAUGCCACGGAACAAAGGAGGAAGGAGACCGGGAGAUUACGAGCAGCCGAGAGAGUCCCCCUGUGAGAGCCAAAAAGCCCCGCAAAGCCAGGACAGCUUUCUCUGACCACCAACUCAAUCAACUGGAGCGUAGCUUUGAGCGACAGAAGUACCUGAGUGUGCAGGACCGCAUGGACCUGGCGGCUGCACUCAACCUCACUGAUACCCAGGUCAAGACCUGGUACCAGAACCGCAGGACCAAGUGGAAGCGGCAGACGGCGGUGGGCCUGGAGCUGCUGGCCGAGGCGGGCAAUUACUCGGCGCUGCAGAGGAUGUUUCCCUCGCCGUAUUUCUACCACCCGAGCCUGCUGGGCAGCAUGGACAGCACGACGGCCGCGGCGGCCGCCGCCGCGAUGUACAGCACCAUGUACCGGACUCCGCCCGCGCCCCACCCCCAGCUGCAGCGGCCCCUGGUGCCCCGGGUGCUCAUCCACGGCCUGGGGCCCGGGGGACAGCCGGCCCUCAACCCCCUGUCCAACCCCAUCCCGGGCACCCCGCACCCCCGGUGAAGAGC
This is a messenger RNA of Phacochoerus africanus (Common warthog), 1157 nucleotides long. It is a transcript of the gene BARHL2, whose product is annotated as BarH like homeobox 2. The record is from RefSeq and is a predicted model, not a curated record. Gene Ontology annotation, cellular component: nucleus. The transcript has 3 exons. Gene Ontology annotation, biological process: regulation of transcription by RNA polymerase II. Gene Ontology annotation, molecular function: DNA-binding transcription factor activity, RNA polymerase II-specific; RNA polymerase II transcription regulatory region sequence-specific DNA binding. NCBI's taxonomy places the organism in Eukaryota, Metazoa, Chordata, Mammalia, Artiodactyla, Suidae. Bases 1 to 1152 code for a protein of 383 amino acids.